Messenger RNA from Penaeus indicus, 3052 nucleotides. RefSeq names its product protein O-linked-mannose beta-1,4-N-acetylglucosaminyltransferase 2-like. Gene Ontology annotation, biological process: protein O-linked glycosylation via mannose. The record is from RefSeq and is a predicted model, not a curated record. Gene Ontology annotation, molecular function: protein O-acetylglucosaminyltransferase activity. The transcript has 4 exons. Gene Ontology annotation, cellular component: endoplasmic reticulum. NCBI's taxonomy places the organism in Eukaryota, Metazoa, Arthropoda, Malacostraca, Decapoda, Penaeidae. Bases 152 to 1525 code for a protein of 457 amino acids.
AAUACCAACAGGGGCUUCGUAGGGGCAGCCACGGGAGUGAGAUGUACUGGGGAAGCUGAAGUUACAAGGAUUGGUACACAUAGGCCUAUUUAUAGGCUGCUGCAAAAAAAUCAAGCAUUUUUAAUACCAACAGUAAACUUGUCAGUCAGCCAUGGAGGCCAAAACAUCACAAGGGAAAGAAGAACAGUGGCUGCCGGCAGUACGUCAUUACCAUCCUGGGAUCUGCCAUGUUUGUUUAGAAAUGCCCUCACAGAAGUGCUCCCUCAAACGGUGUGCCCAGUGCCAGCUUGUGUCCUAUUGCUCCAAACAGUGCCAGAAAAAAGACUGGUCAUCUCACAAGCACCUUUGUCAAGCAAACAAAGUGGAUAACGGCAAGAAUAUCUUUUCACAAGCAAAGGUAAAAGUUCACAAUAAAAGAUCCUGGCAAGAAUUUCGGAGCUGCUUGCAGGUUGCUGCAAAUAUUAACCUGCAACGACGUUUGGAGGUCUUUGAAGAUGAAAUAUUUUUAUAUCCAAGAGUGUGUGAGGUAUGCCGAGAGUCAGAUAAUUCACGCAUGAUAGAUUGUAGUCGUUGUCAUUCUGUGUUUUACUGUUCAGAUGUUCACCGUUCAGAAGAUGUUAAGCGUCAUGAAAAAUGGUGUAAUAAUUACCUUCUUUGUAUUAAGUGUGAUGUUGUAGAGUACAAGAAAGGAGUUCCAGAUCUCCCUUUUCCUACUCAGGUUGAUAGUGAAUAUAAGAAAUUGCCAAAGAAGAUGGUAGAUCUUCUUAGGCCACAGCUCAACACCAAAGAUGUUUCUGAGGAUGAAUUAGACCCAAAGCUUAUUGUAAUAUUGUCUGAGAGACUUUCAUAUCCGUUAUCCCUCUUGUAUGGUAUGCAGCUACUCUCACUUGGCCAAAACAGGAAGUCUGUGGAACAGCUAACAGAGUUGAAGGUUCAUGUAGUGGGAGCAAAAAGUACAAAAGAAUUGCUGGGCAUCAUCCGAUGGGAAUAUAUGCUUCAUCGAUUGCCGGCUCUAAUGAAACUCCACAUUGUGUUCAUUGGACCUGAGUUAUUCUCUGAUUCAGGUUUGAGUGAGGAACUUCCAGAUAACCACUGCCUAGAUGACAGUGGAAUGUCCCGAUGUGAUGAUUGUCAGAGUAGAAACCGGGCCAUUAUUUACGAGAUGUGUGAGAUGCUGUACCACGACUAUGCCAAGACUUCCUACUUUCAGAACCCUGAUGUCAUUAUUUCCUUUAAUUGUGGUUUUCAUGAAUUUGAAGGUGAAGAGAAAGACACAUGGCCAGCUUCUUUAUCCAUCAUGUUAAAAAAUCCAGAUAUACCUGUAAUUUUUACAUCAUACACAAAAACAGAAUCUGAAAGAGAUCUUGAAGUCUUGAAAAAGAUUGAGGAUGUAGAAGUCCUCAUGCCAGUCGAGAUGAAUCCUUACUGUAGCUUAAGGCCCAUACGAGAUUUUACGAGAGAAGAUGACUGUGACAUGUUUUUUGUGAAUCAAUAUAUAUCAUGUGUGAGAAGAAAAAAAUCAUAAGUCUUUGAUUCAGAAAAUAAUGAAUGAAUAUGAAUCAUGAUUACUUUAUUUACUAAAACAAGAAUUCACAAAGUAAUACUAUAAAAGAAGCAUCUAUAAUUAACUUUUUAGGAAACAUAUGGUACAAAUAUAUUUUAAUCGGUCAACAGAAGAAUUUUAAUUUUGGAAAAUAUAUCAAUAUCAUGUAUUCUGGGUAUCCAGACAUUAUUUAUGUUUUUUUUCUCUUUUUUUAACUAGAAUAAACAAAAAUGGAUUUUUACUAUAUUCAAUAGAACAAUUACUUUCUCAUAGUUAAUAUAAUUAUUGUGAUGAAGAAAGUUUAGGAUGAAAAAUUAAUGUGAUUAUAUACUGCUAAAUCAAAAAAAUCAUUAUGCUUUGAUGAUAUUAUUAGAAAAUUACCUUAAACUGUGUUAGUUCCCUUGAAGUUACCAUACAUCAAAGAGUAAGUGUAAGUAGAGUUAGUAUCCUAACUUUCAAAGAAGUAGAAUUUUAAUGCACUGGGAAACAAACUUUAUUUUUUAAGGGCAUUAUUAGUUUAUAUUUGUCCCUGUGUGUUGAGUGCACAAGUAAUUCUCAAGUUCUUACAAAGUACAAAAGUGGUAUACAUUGUUUGAGUUUAUGGGCUGUGUGUUGUUUGUGGUGAUCAGUUUGAUUUUUCUUUAAUAGAUAAUUGAAUAACAGCAUUUGCUAGUUUCACUCAUGGCCUUGUCUUGUAAUAAGUUUCUCUGCACAACUUUACCAUUAUGUAGUUUGGUUUUAACUAAGUGUAUUUUACAGAAGACAAUAAAAUGAUUUGUGUUACAGUGCUAGAUGGGGUAUUAUAUAUAUGCAAGUGCAAAAACAAACACACACACACACACACACACACACACACACACACACACACACACACACACACACACACACACACAUAUAUAUAUGCAAAGUAUCCCAUCCUUUUUAAAAAUAUAGUUUCACAUUUUUUAAACAUCUUCAAUUUACUCUAAUUACUUAAUAAGUAUACAUUCAAAACUGGCCUUGAACAAGAUGUUUACAGGAAUGUUAUCGUAUCAUGAUCAUUUUCUCUACAGGUAUCCUUAUUUACCUGUAUAGUGGUGCUUUUAGUUUAUUUUAGCCCUUUGGUCCUAAGAGAUCAUGCAUAAAAUCAAACUAUUGGCAAUAUUUUUGCUUGUUUAUUCGGCUGUUAUGCCUAGAAAUACCCCACUUAUUUUUACUUAGAUUAUAUUUAAAUGUGUUUUAGUGAUUAAUAUGUAAUAAGUCUUCACUUUUAUUGUUUUAUGAAAAUCAUUAGGUGUUUUCAUUCUGCUAUGCAAGUAGUACAAAAAGCUUAUAUUUUUUCUGUAUUACAAUCCUAUAAAACAAGUUUAGUACAAAACUACUUCAUAACAGCUAAUGAGACACCUAUCUAACUCAGUACAAUUUAAGUUCAAAAUGUAUUUUUUACUAAUGUAAUAUAAGAAUGAAAUGUUUGAUGUAUAUUUCUGUGUUCCCUAUUAACAGUGUUCAAUAUUAAAAUGAUUCUUCAAA